AUGGAUUACAAUAGUAAAAAGUCUACAAAAAUAACAAAACCUAGAACUGGGAUUUUGGCAAAAAUUGGUGUCCAUAAAGCUGCAAAAUUGACUCCACGGUGCAAAUCAAUGUAUACUGACAGUAUAAUUUUGAAAAGAAAGCUCCAAUAUGAAUCUUCAAAAGCUAAAACAUUCAAGCAAAAAUUAAGGGCUGCUGAAAAUCUCUCUGAACGUUAUAUCAAUGAUAAGUUGUCUGACAAACUAUCACCAGCUGCUACUCUGUUUACUAAUUUGCAAAUUCGAGAAACUCAAAAAAAGAAGAAAGGGAGAAGAUUCACGCUGGAUGAAAAAAUACUAAGUUUGUCACUGUAUAAGAAGAGUCCAAAAUCCUAUAAGUUAUUGUCAUCAUUGUUUACUUUACCAUGCCGUCGAUCAUUAACUACUUUGCUGCAUCAAGUUAAAAUCGAACCAGGUGUAUCUCCAGUUUUAAUGCAAGUGUUAAAAGAAAAAGUAAAUAAGUUAAAGGCCAAUGAGAAAUUUUGUACAUUAAUGUUUGACGAGGUGAACCUAAGUACAGAACUACAUUAUAAUGCAGCUUCAGGAAAAAUUGAUGGUUUUGAAAAUGAUGGGUGUGCAACGACUCAGGAAUUUGCUGACCAUGCACUCGUAUUCAUGGUGAAAGGAAUUACCAAAAAAUACAAACAGCCGAUUGCUUAUACUUUUAUAAAAGGAUCGACAAAUAAAUUUCAGUUGUGCGCUUUGAUAAAAAAGGUUGUGACCAGCAUUCAAAAAACUGGGUUGAAAAUAAUUGCUACAAUUUGCGAUCAAGGGGCUAGCAAUGAAGGUGCAAUCAAGUUAUUGAAUGAAGAGACUAAAGCGUACUGUUUAAAAAACAAUACAAAGUACAAUGAAGAUUUUUAUGAAAUUGAAUGUGAUGGAAAUGAAAGAAUAAAGAUUAUUCAUCUGUUCGACCCUCCCCAUCUAUUAAAAGGCAUAAGAAAUAAUCUACUACAAAAAGAUUUAAUAUUUAUGACAAACAAUGAGAAAAAAGUAGCUAAAUGGCAACACCUGGUAGACCUCUACAAGCUAGACAGCAGCAUCGAGGAGGUAAAAAUGUUACCGAGGCUUACGGAUUAUCACAUUAUUCCUGGAAAAAUCAAAAAAAUGAAAGUAAAAAUAGCAGCACAGGUUUUAAGCCAACGCGUUUCAGCACUGAUGAGAUUCUUAUCCGGUAAAUGUUAA
Acyrthosiphon pisum (pea aphid) is the source of this 1221-nucleotide messenger RNA. RefSeq lists its product as uncharacterized. The transcript is spliced from 2 exons. The record is from RefSeq and is a predicted model, not a curated record. NCBI's taxonomy places the organism in Eukaryota, Metazoa, Arthropoda, Insecta, Hemiptera, Aphididae. The coding region runs from base 1 to 1221 and encodes 406 amino acids.